AUGCUCGCUCCGUCCUUAAACCCGCUUCGCUGCCCUACGCGUGAAGGAUUCUGGGCCACAAUCGAGGCUGCUUGGGCUUUCGUCGAUGUCGGUAACGCCCGUGAGGCCAUGGUCAACUUUAGUGACAACAUCGACCUGACCAAAGCCACCAGGACUGUUUUAUCCAAGUUGCCCGAUUUCAUCGAGGCUCUCACCCAUAUCCUCCAGUACUUCAGCAGUGACGAGUUCGGCGCCUGGACGGAGCACCUCCAAAACUUUAUCAGCGUCCUCGAUGACUGGCAGAUCCGCAUGGUGCUCAACACCGACGAGCACAACUUCCCCGCCAUGGGUGCUUGGGUGGUCGCGAUUGGGCGCCGGUUCUACACCGCCAUCGAACACGAGCCUAGCAAGUACUUCCGCAUCAGCGGCUACAAGACCGGCUGUCCCGGCCUACUGCAACUCGCUCAUGGCCUCCGCCGCGAGAAACAAGAGAACGGCGAGAACGGCCGCAAGGCGGCCCCGAUCAAGACGAGUGAUAGUAGCUCCAGCUCCGGCCCCAGCUCUGAUGAUGAUCGUGACGAACAGGAGCAAGUAGCCGCCUUCCGUGCCCACUUGCGCUCUGUGCAGGAAGGGACAGCCACCAGAGAGGACUUGUAG
Cutaneotrichosporon cavernicola is the source of this 636-nucleotide messenger RNA. RefSeq lists its product as uncharacterized. The record is from RefSeq and is a predicted model, not a curated record. The transcript has a single exon. The coding region runs from base 1 to 636 and encodes 211 amino acids. Lineage: Eukaryota; Fungi; Basidiomycota; Tremellomycetes; Trichosporonales; Trichosporonaceae.